Messenger RNA from Drosophila yakuba, 1019 nucleotides. Its product is annotated as trypsin I-P1. Gene Ontology annotation, biological process: proteolysis. Bases 50 to 1018 code for a protein of 322 amino acids. NCBI's taxonomy places the organism in Eukaryota, Metazoa, Arthropoda, Insecta, Diptera, Drosophilidae. Gene Ontology annotation, molecular function: serine-type endopeptidase activity. The record is from RefSeq and is a predicted model, not a curated record. The transcript is spliced from 3 exons.
AAAUAAAAUUAAUGCAUGUUUUAACUGUCAAAUUAUUUACAAUUUUCUGAUGUCGCUGGUGAAAUAUGGAGUACCCAGAAAAAUCUUCAGUUUCCUGCUGUUUCUCUUGUUGCUUUUGCCGAUCUUUGACGCCAGUGAUCCGAUUGGCAGUCACUUCGUCCUCCGGCGGGCUAAACGCCUUUCCAGUCCAUAUUUCGACAAGGAGAAAACGUUGGUGCUGGCCAAAUAUGUGGUCUCCAUUCGAUCACGAAGACCACACAAGUUCUUUGGCGACAAUCACUUCUGUGGUGGCGUGAUCAUAUCGAGAACAUACAUCCUCACCUCCGCCCACUGCGCCAUGGAUAAACGCAAGAUUAUACAUCGCAGUCGGCUUUUGGUAGUUGUGGCGGGAACCACAAAUCGACUGAGAUCUCGCGAAGGACUCUCGUUAAGCUUGGAGGUGAAGAAGAUCUUUGUGCCGGACAAUUUCACUGUCUUCAAUACAAACAACAUUGCGCUGAUGAUGCUGGCCAAAAAACUGCCCUCGGACAAUCCGCUUGUGGGUGUGAUUAAACUGCCUACGGCUGAUCCAAAACCGGGUAUGAACUACACGGUGCUGGGCUGGGGAAGGAUCUUUAAAGGCGGUCCUCUGGCCUCCGACAUCCUGCACAUUGACGUGGAGCUAUUGCCCCGGGAAAUCUGUGAGAAAAAAAUCCACAUAUUCAAGGAGGAGAUGAUGUGCGCCGGAAACCUGAACAACAGCAUGGACGAGAACCCUUGUGCCGGUGAUACCGGGAGCCCGCUGAUCCUCAACGAAACAGUCUUUGGUGUGGUCAGCUACCGAGUAGGAUGCGGAUCUAAAACUUUGCCCUCUAUUUAUACCAACGUAUACUUGCAUAUGGACUGGAUCGAAGGAAUUAUGAACAAGAAUGAAGCGUACCGAUUGUGUUAUACUCCCAACUAUCUAUUAGCCACCAUUGGUAUAUUCAUUGGAAAUAAAAUUCUGAAAAGUUGUGGAAUUUAUUUGAAGACCACUUAAA